GCCGCCGGAAGCGGGGUGGAAAUGUGUUGUGGCUGUAAGGAACAGGAAGCCCCGAAGGGUCAAAAGGAAUACAAUAGCAAAGUGUGUUUUCUUCCUUUAAGCCGUCGUUCUUUUCUUGGUUUCUUUUCUAGUUUUUUAAGAGCGAGAGUGGCCUUGGCGGCGACGGUUUGCGGUGGGCGCCGCGGAGGUGAGGGAGGCUCGCCUCCCGCGCUCUCGUAGUUUUGAGGUGCUGACAACUAAAAGAUCCUGCUGCUUUUAUUUCUUCCCCGAGUUCCAGAUCUGCCACCUCCCUGCUUCAUAGACGGGACUUGACUGCUAAAGUGCCUUGAGUACCUGAGAGUCUGCAUUAGAAUCUGCUUUGGAAGCAAGAACAGACUGUACCAUUAUGGAUGGAGAGGAUGAUAGUAACCUUGUCAUCAAAAAGAGGUUUGUGUCUGAGGCAGAGCUAGAUGAGCGGCGCAAAAGGAGGCAAGAAGAAUGGGAGAAAGUGCGAAAACCAGAAGACCCAAAAGAAUGUCCAGAGGAGGCGUAUGACCCUCGGUCUCUGUACGAACGGCUGCAGGAACAGAAAGACAGGAAGCAGCAGGAGUAUGAGGAGCAGUUCAAAUUCAAAAACAUGGUAAGAGGGUUAGAUGAAGAUGAGACCAACUUCCUUGAUGAGGUUUCUCGGCAGCAGGAGCUGAUAGAGAAGCAGCGGCGAGAAGAAGAACUGCAGGAACUGAAGGAGUACAGAAGUAAUCUCAACAAGGUUGGAAUUUCUGCAGAAAAUAAAGAAGUAGAGAAGAAGCUGGCCGUGAAACCCAUAGAAACCAAGAGCAAGUUCUCCCAGGCAAAGCUGUUGGCAGGAGCUGUGAAGCAUAAGAGCUCAGAGAGUGGCAAUAGUGUGAAGAGACUGAAACCAGACCCCGACCCAGAUGACAAGGCUCAAGAGGCCCCGUCCUGCAUGUCUCUUGGAGGCUCUUCUCUGAGUGGACCUCCCUCCAUCCACUGCCCGUCGGCUGCUGUGUGCAUUGGCAUCCUCCCUGGCUUGGGCGCCUACUCUGGGAGCAGUGACUCCGAAUCCAGUUCAGACAGUGAAGGCACCAUUAAUGCUACAGGGAAGAUCGUCUCCUCCAUCUUCCGAACCAACACCUUCCUCGAGGCACCCUAGCUCCUGACAUUACCACAGGGAGCAUCUCCUCAGAGGGUUGGAUGCCAGUUCUGCCUCAGCAUCACCUCCCUCAGAAAACUUACUCACCUGCUUCCUGUGCACAUGUGACAUUUUAACCUAACUCAGAAAUGUGUCUCAGUCCACUUGUGGCUCAAAUUCGGCUUGAUUUCUCUUUAUACUCCUGUGCAGAUGACCAAACCUGUCCCAUUGAUAUGAGGAGUUGGGGUUCAGGCUUGUCUCAGAAAUGUCACGGACAAUGCAAGGACAGGCACCAGCUGGCCUGCCAGGGUUCAGUGUACCUUGUUGCUGUCUUGUUUAUCUCCUUACCUAGCAGCACAGGAAGCAAGGGCAGCGUUAGCUUCAUAUUCUGUUGUAGAUGAAUGGGUUACUUGGUUCUACCAUGUUGUGUGUGGGCAUAGAGAAAGGGGCUGACCUGCUGGUGACAUGGAGCUGUCCCCUAGAACUAACCCUUCCUGGGUGUUGUAUGACUUAAGAUCGCAAGCCUCACCCACGAGGCUGUGAGCCAACGACAGCCCUUGAGCUGACACUCUUCCAUGUCCUCUACUCUCCAUCCAGCCUGAGGAGAUAGGAAGGAGCUGACCACGAGGACAUGACCAUCCUCUGCCCACCUUCUCUCUCUGAAAAAUUGUUUUGAUUUUGUUUUUGAAAUAAAAGAUUUAGUUUAAGAUUCUAAA
Messenger RNA from Mus caroli (Ryukyu mouse), 1845 nucleotides. RefSeq names its product proteasome activator subunit 3 interacting protein 1 (gene Psme3ip1). The record is from RefSeq and is a predicted model, not a curated record. Gene Ontology annotation, cellular component: nucleus. Lineage: Eukaryota; Metazoa; Chordata; Mammalia; Rodentia; Muridae.